Ictalurus punctatus (channel catfish) is the source of this 1209-nucleotide messenger RNA. RefSeq names its product trafficking protein particle complex subunit 5. Gene Ontology annotation, biological process: endoplasmic reticulum to Golgi vesicle-mediated transport. NCBI's taxonomy places the organism in Eukaryota, Metazoa, Chordata, Actinopteri, Siluriformes, Ictaluridae. The record is from RefSeq and is a predicted model, not a curated record. The coding region runs from base 99 to 665 and encodes 188 amino acids. Gene Ontology annotation, cellular component: TRAPPIII protein complex; TRAPPI protein complex; TRAPPII protein complex. The transcript is spliced from 3 exons.
UGGGCCAGUGCGAAUACGCCAGGCCUGCAGGUGGCAGUAACACAUUAAAGCCGCGGAUCAAAUACGAAGAAGAAGAAAACCGGAAAUAAUUGAAGAACAUGGACAUUCGCUUCACCAAAGGGAAGUCUUUAGUGCUGGAGCGCUCUCUGUCCCGGCCCAGGACGGAAGUGAGUCUGAGCGCCUUCGCGCUGCUCUUCUCGGAGAUAGUGCAGUACUGCCAGAGCCGCGUGUACUCCGUGUCCGAGCUGCAGGGCCGCCUGGCGGACAUGGGCCGGGCAGUGGGAGCGUCCCUGCUCGACCUGCUGGUGCUGCGGGAGAAGAACGGCAAGAGGGAGACCAAAGUGCUGAACAUCCUCCUCUUCAUCAAGGUGUCCGUGUGGAAGUCUCUGUUCGGUAAGGAAGCAGACAAGCUGGAGCAGGCCAACGACGACGACAAGACGUACUACAUCAUCGAGAAGGAGCCGCUGGUGAACGCGUUCAUAUCCGUGCCUAAAGAGAACAGCACGCUGAACUGCGCCGCCUUCACCGCCGGCAUGGUGGAGGCCUUCCUCACUCACAGCGGCUUCCCCGCCAAAGUCACAGCGCACUGGCACAAGGGCACCACGCUCAUGAUCAAAUUCGACGAAGCCGUCAUCGCCCGGGACAAGCAGCUGGACGGGAGGUAGAGCGGCGGAGCCCGAGAGCAGCGUGCGCUGUCUGUACACGAAGUCCACUCCUACGAGAAGUGGAGAAGGUGCAAAAUUUACGUUUACGCAGGUUCCUUUGCCCGAAUGAUAAGAAAACGCAACUUGUUUCGUCUGCUCAGAGAGCGAGUGUACACUCUGAUUGAUUAUAUAACUCAUAAUGCUGACCUGAAUGAAAAACCUGACACCAGAGAAACCCUGUUUCCGCUUCUUGUGGUUGAUUUAAAACCACGAACAGGAACUGACCCAUGACGAAAGUCUUAUUUAUUGCUUCACUUUUCUACAGCAUGAGCACUUGGAGAACAGGAUAUGUGUGUGUGAACGAUUAUUAAGUGUCGGGUCAGUUAUCAGUGGAUGUCUGAGUGUGUUCAGUCUUUCCUCAGCUCUGAUUAUGGGAUUCAGUUUACUGUUCAUUAUUUAUCCUGAGUACAGCUUCCUCCUGGCCCCGAUGUGACUUCCUUUUUCUGUGUUGUAAAGAGAAAUGACUUCUUCUUUGACAAUAAAUGCACAUUGUGUACAGCAGAAA